Messenger RNA from Neltuma alba, 5515 nucleotides. Its product is annotated as disease resistance protein At4g27190-like. Gene Ontology annotation, molecular function: ADP binding; ATP hydrolysis activity. Lineage: Eukaryota; Viridiplantae; Streptophyta; Magnoliopsida; Fabales; Fabaceae. The record is from RefSeq and is a predicted model, not a curated record. The transcript is spliced from 9 exons. The coding region runs from base 12 to 5180 and encodes 1722 amino acids.
AAGGAGAAUAUAUGGAUGAGUUAACUGAAUUUACACUUCGUGAUUCUGACAGCAUUGAAUGCCUAAUUGACGCCAUAAAGCAUCAAUCACCUACACCUGUUUUCUCCAAGUUGGAAAAGCUAAAAGUUGAAGCCAUGAAGGGCAUGAAAGCACUGUGUACUGUUCCCCCUCCUCGUGGCCUUCUCCAGAAUCUAAAGGAGCUAUUUUUAAAGCACUGUGGUGUAUUGGCAUCUUUAGGCAAGCUGGAGUUACUAAAACUCGAGGUCAUAGAAUUGGAAGAUUGUCCAAAGUUGACAUCUCUCUUCACAGCUGCCACUGCUCAAAAAAUGAAAAUGUUACAAGUGUUGAAAGUCAGAGGUUGCAUUAAAUUGAAGCAUAUACUAACAGAUGAGGAGGGAUGCGAGACUUCAAACAGGCAUGUGUUCCCAGAGUUGAAGCAUGUCACUGUCAAAGAAUGUAAUAAUCUGGAAUGCAUAAUGCCGGUCUCUUAUGCUGGUGGGCUUUCACAACUAGAGUCUCUUGAAAUAGAAAAUGCUGCUGCGUUAACUCAUGUAUUUGGCAAACCCAAUUAUGAAGAUGAUCAAAAUCAGCAGCGGCAAAUUAACCUUGCAGCUUUGAAAGUAUUCAAGCUCAUUGGCUUACGAAGUCUCAUUGAUUAUUGCGCUCAAAAUUAUGAGAUGAAAUAUCCAUCUUUGGAUAAACCAUAUAUGGUGAGAUGUCCACAACCAAGGAGCGUGUCUGAGCCUUCCGGUGCUGUUAAAGCUACAAAGCAGGACUUCAAAAUUAACAGUCUUGCACGAUCAGCAACGUGGAAAGCUCGAUUUAACACUCUUGUUACAGAUAUUGAAAAUGAAAAACACAAUUUGCUGGCCCAAAUUAAGGAAGUCGAAGCUAAAAGCGCAGAGCCUUCAGGAGAUGUUAAGCAAUGGUUGGAGGACGCAGAACAUGUCAUAGAAAAAGUGAAUAAACUGACGGGCAAAGCGGAUGCAAGCAAGAGUCAUUCUUGUGGGAUUUUCAACUGGAAAUGUCAAUUUAUUGAAGGCAAGCGUUUGGCAAGGAUGACAGAGAAAAUGAAGGGGCUGAAUAAAAGGUUGGCAUCAACUCGUCCAUCGCAGACGGAUCAUAAAGAAAAAUCCUCUUCUGUACAGGACACCCAACCCAUACAUCACCAUAGCAGCGGUUCUGAAGAUUUCAUUUUCUUCGAGUCCACAAAAAGGGCCAACGAUGAACUCUUAAUGGCACUAAAAGAUGAUGGCAUAAAUAUAAUUGGGCUUUAUGGAAUGGCAGGUUGCGGUAAAACAUCAUUGGUCAUGCAAGUGUGCAAAGCAGUAAAGGGCUUGAAACUUUUUGACGACGUGAUAUAUGUAACAGCGCCGUAUCCAAAUGUCAAAAGUGUUCGAGCCUCUAUCGCAGAAUGGUUAGGCUUGCUACUUAUAGAAGAAUCUGAUAAAGGCAAAGCUGCGAGAUUGCGCCAGAGGCUUAAGACGGGUGGCAAAUUUCUUUUAGUCCUAGAUGAUAUGUGGAGCAAGCUUGAACUUGAAGAGAUAGGGAUUCCCGUUGAUAAAAAUUGCAAGGUUAUUUUGACUACUGGGCGACGCCAUACAUUAUCCUCGAUGGGUUGUCAAAAAGAGGUCUACUUGUCACUUCUAAGCCAAGAGGAAGCUUUGCGUUUAUUCAAAAAGCAUGUUGGUGAAAUAGAAGAUAGAUUUGAAGUUGUGGCACGAGAGAUUGUUGAAGAAUGCCAAGGAUUACCGGUUGCAAUUUCAGCUAUCGCUCGGGCCUUGAAGGACAAAGAGGCAACCGUGUGGGAGAAAGCAUUGGAAGAACUGAGGGAUCCUACAGUCCUUGGUUUCGGAAGCGAAGAAGAAAUGGUUUAUCGUAACUUGAAAUUUAGUGUUGGUGAAUUGCAGGAUCAAGCGAGCUCACUUCUCUUAUUAUGUGCUCUCUUCCCAAAAGGUUCAAAAAUUUCCCCUGAAAUCUUGACCAGAUUUGCAUAUGGAUCGAGGCUAUUUGAGAAUGUUGACUCAUAUCAAAGAGCUAGAGACAUCGUGCAUGAAGCCAUCGCCGAAAUGGAUAACUCAUGUUUGUUACUGCAAUCCAAAGAAGGACACUUUCACGUGCACAACUUGGCGCUUAAGGUAGCAUUGUCGGUAGCAAAAGAUACUCAACUGACUGUGGGGCAUGAAAAGAAUAUAAGUGCCCUAAUAAAGGGGGCUUUAAUGAAAGAUACAAGUAGAUUAUAUUGCCAUGAUAUAAAUGAAUUUCGACAUCAUUUAAACUGCCCUGAACUUGAGAUUUUAGUUGUCUCCAACAAUGAUGGUCGCUCAUCUCCAAAAUUUCCAGAUAAUUUUUUCCUGCGGGUGACAAAGCUCAAGGUGCUGGCCAUAAUAUCUGCUUCUGUAUUGACAACCCCAAAUCUAUUGCUACCCCCCUCAAUUGUGAGUUUAAAAGAGCUUCGAACUCUUUACUUGAGAGGAUGGACGUUGGGCGACAUAUCUGUUUUGGGAAGCCUCGAGAUGCUUGAUACUAUUGAGCUAUUAUACUGUGUAAUCAGCGAGUUACCGAAAGAAUUAGUGGAUCUAAAGAAGUUAAAACUGUUGGAAAUAUCAGGGAGCAAAAUGGGAGGCAAUCCUUUUGAUGUGUUGGCAAGAUGUUCUCAACUGGAAGAGCUGUAUUUUAUUGAAAACAAUCUUCAGGAAGCGGAGUCAAAUGAUCAGAAUAUCAUCGAAUUACUUCAUGGAAUUGGCUCUUCGAAGGUAUUGAAAAAGUAUCAUCUAGAAGUUGGAAGCUCCAUCGAUAUUUUGAAGCAUGAUGCGACGUCCAAAUUUAUAUCUAUAAAUGGUUUUAGUGUCUCCUCUGCAAAUGAAGCAAUCAAGAAUCUAUCACAGAAACUGGAGGUUUUUUACCUGGAAAAAAUACAUGGAGAUUGCAAAAACAUCAUUCCUGACAUGAUUCCGGAAAAUGGAGGAUGUAUGAAUGAGUUGACAGAAUUUUUGCUUCAUGAUUCAGACAACAUAGAAUGUCUGAUUGACACCGCAAAUUACAAGCGCUAUCAGGCUGAAAGUGUCUUCUCCAGGUUACUGAAGCUGAGAAUUAAAAGCAUGAAGUGCUUGGAAGUCUUGUGCCGUGGUUCGCCUCCCUUUGGUCUUUUUGAGACAUUAGAGGAGCUAUUUAUUGUGGAGAGUAGCCAAUUGCACUGCAUUGUCUCUGUGGGCAAGCUUAACCUGUGUAAUCUCAAGCACUUACAAUUGGAGGAUUGUCCAAGGAUGACAUCUGUUUUCACAUAUGCCACUGCUCGAACUAUGGUAUUGUUGGAAGUGCUGAAAGUAAGAGAUUGCAAUGCACUGAAGCAUAUCAUAAGAGAUGAGGAGGAAGAUGACAUUCUUUCGUUAGGGCCUUUGUUCCCACAGCUGAAACAAGUCAGCGUUAAGGGAUGUGACCAUCUGGAAUUCAUAUUGCCAGCAUCUUUUGUUGGCUUUUUGGAGCUGGAAAGUCUUGAAGUUGAAGAUGCUGGUGAGUUAAAGUACAUAUUUGGCAUAUACAAUCAUGAAGGAAUUCAAAGUCGGAAUGGAAUUCAGAUGGUCAUUGAUCUUCCGAUUCUAAAAGUGUUGAAGCUGACUGACUUGCCAAAUAUCAUUAACAUCUGUCCUCAAAAUUGUCACAUAACAUGGCCAAACGUUGCCAAAGCAUGCAUAAGGAGAUGUCCACAGCUGAGCAGCAUAUCUGAUUUAGAUUCAGAAGUGAGUCAGCAAGAUGGUGACCAGUUUACAAAGGAGUUGCAACUUGCGUCAAAACAUUACAGUGAAAUGGCUGUGCAAAGUGUAGAAAGCAUUCAUCUUGAAGAUUGCGAAGUGGAAGGCAUUUUUCAAUUUACACAACCUGCUGCCAUUAAUAUGGAAUCAAAUUCACUUUUACUGUCAUCCCUCCGGAGUUUGGCUUUGAACAAUCUGCCUCAUGUGAGAUACAUAUGUGAUGGUCGCAAACAACUUCUCAGCCUUCGAAGAGUGAAAUUUUAUAAAUGUGGGGAACUAAAAUUUAUCUUCUCGAUCCGGAUGAUGACAUACAUAUCUUCACUGCGGGAGCUAGCGAUAGAAGACUGUUCUCAGCUAGAGCAAAUCAUUGAGGAUGAGGAUUAUAAUAAUCGGUACACAGGGCCAUUGAGCAGCAACAGCAGCCUGGAAAGGAUAACUGUAAACUCUUGUCCGAUGUUGAGGUCGUUGUUCAGUGUAUCAACAGCUAAAACAUUGAAAUCGAUUAGAACUUUGAAGAUAGGAGAGUGUCAUGGGAUGGAAGUUCUAAUGAAUGGAGGGAGCAUUGAAGCAUAUUCAAGUGAGGAAAGAAGAGAAGAUGAUGGACAAGCUAUACUUCCAGAGCUUAGCUACCUGAGUUUGAAAGAUCUUCCAAGGCUUAUCCAAGCAUGUGAACGGAACAUGCCCGAACCUAUCAAAGCUCUACUGUUUCCAGAAUCGUUCAAUCUAACCAAUCUUCAGAGGCUGACUGUAAAAUCAUGUCCAAGGCUGAGAUCUCUGUUCACAGAAUUGACCGCAGAAACAUUGACGUGGUUGAGCACUUUGGAGAUAGAAGAUUGCUUUGAAUUGGAGUAUGUAAUAAAGGGCAAGAGUAAGGAAAUUUCUCAAGGUGGUUCUAAAGACUUGGUUCCAUGUCUCAAAACUUUACGUUUGGUGAAGUUGCCAAAUCUGAUUAUUUUCCACCAACGGAUUAAGCUGCGAUGCGAGCUAUUUCGAGUACAUGACUGUCCGAAUCUGAAACAAACACUAUCUGCUAUGUUAGAGCCAGAGGACUUGCCAAAAGAACACAAAAGGCCAGUUUAUGAGGCAGUGAUUGGAAAUUCUUCAGCAGAAAACUAUUCCUUGUCAUCACAUGCUGCGUUAACAUAUUCAAAGAAAGGCAAAGGUGUUGCUACUGCCACUUCUACAGUUCAAGUUGAUAAUCCAAGUAGCAUUGGCACAAGUAGUUCAAGUUUUUACCUUCUGAAGCAGGAUGGUAAUUCUGCUGCAGAGAAUCAUCCUCAGUCACAAGAAUCUGAAGGUGUUGACGCUCCAAGAAGGCCGUCGAGAGCAGAGAAGGAAAGCCUUCAUAAAGAUCCUCCAGCAGGAGAAUCAAAAGCGGGAAUUUCAUCACUGGACGUGAUUGAGACACAAGCACAUGUUGAACUUUGAAAAACCACUGGUUGUGAAGGGCCCAAAAGAAGCUCAAGAAAAAUACAAAGCUCCUUUGCCUGCGCAUCCGACCACACUUUCACCGAGUAUAGAAGCAUCGACUUCCUCUUCAAUGUCCAAUCAACACCCUUCAGCAGCAGAGCUGGUUGAUUUUCAUGGUCUAUUCAAGAUUGAGGCAAGACGAGCUCUUUUGCUAGAAGAGGCUUUUGUCAAAUAUCCACAAUUACUGGAAUAUAAUGGAAGCUCUCGCCAAAGAAUCCUCAGCUAACAUGUUGGAAUUUCUAAAAUCAGACGUUCCAAAGGCAAUCAUGGAUGACUCAAAAAGGCAGCAAUAU